This is a messenger RNA of Rhipicephalus sanguineus (brown dog tick), 1603 nucleotides long. Its product is annotated as AP-4 complex subunit mu-1. The record is from RefSeq and is a predicted model, not a curated record. Gene Ontology annotation, biological process: protein targeting; Golgi to lysosome transport. Gene Ontology annotation, cellular component: clathrin adaptor complex; cytoplasmic vesicle; trans-Golgi network. The coding region runs from base 210 to 1577 and encodes 455 amino acids. The transcript is spliced from 13 exons. Lineage: Eukaryota; Metazoa; Arthropoda; Arachnida; Ixodida; Ixodidae.
UGUUUUGCCGUAUAAAUUUGUAUGAAACCUCAAAGCAAGUUUGUGUGAACAUUGCGUCGAUCUCUGGGUUACAGCGCUGCGCCUGGCUUCACUUUGUGCCGCUUCCCUUGUUUAUAAACAUGCCGCGGCUGUAAACCACUAACUCUACCGCGUGUUCAUACCGUUCCGUCUCGGCCGUGUUGACCAUACGCUCAUGACGUGAAGUCAUCAUGAUUGUUCAUCUAGGUGUCGUAAACCAGAAGCGACAAGUUAUCGUUCACCGUCAGUAUAGACAUGACAGUGGGGCAAGAAGCUUUCAGGAAUGCGUGGACCUUGUGUUGGGGACCAGCGGACAUUCCGUUGGACCUGAACAGAAGUUUGAGGAUGUUUCCAUUUACCACAUUUGCCGCGACAACGUCUACUACCUUCUUUGUUCAAAGAGGUCCCCUGAGGAUACAUUUGCUUCAGAUGUUACAGCAAUUGAAUUUUUAAAUGAAUUGUACAUGUUAAUCAAGAACUUUUGUGGAACCACAACCGAAGAAAGUCUCCGUAAAAAUGCGCUGCUCAUUGAGGAGAUACUCUCCGAGAUAGUUAAUCGUGGCCACAUUUACACUACGGAUUUGUCUUCUCUCCGACCUUGCAUCUACAGUGAACCAGUCGAUUCACCAGUUUUGAAAAAGACGGUUUUGACGUCCACUCUCUUGGCACUGGACACAAAAUCGGUCGUGCCAAACACAACAGCUCUGAGACCAGUGUUUGGAUCGAGGUUGGAGCAAAAUCAGUUGACUUCGUUCCAGAACCAGCAGAAGGCUGAAAUAUUUGUCGACGUUGUUGAGAAGGUCUACGCUUCCAUCUCCAAAGAGGGGAGUGUCACCAACUUUCUUCUGUGCGGCAGCGUGAACUUGAAAAGCUGCCUCGAAUCCAAAGCAAGCAUCACGCUUGGAUUCAACGAGGAUUUGGUUCUUGCUUCAGGAGCGUCUGAAACGGAAUCCUACAGCACAGACGUUGUUCUUUCCAACUACAUCCUUCACGACACGGUCAGGAGCGAAAAGUUUGCAGUGGACCGGACGCUGACUGUUCUAGCUCCUCAGGGAGAGGUUCCAGUUGUGAGAUACUGCACCACUAGGCCCAACAAUGGAUACCCAUUCUCAAUUGUGACAGCAGUCGAGGAUGUGCCAUGCUCAAGGGACCUGGUUCUCACAGUGAAGCUACGCUGUGAAGGCAAUGUGGGCUCUGAAGCUGUUGGGACUACCCUGGAAAUUCCUCUUCCUUGCAACACAAGUGGGGUCAUGAAGCGUUUCAACGAGCUGGAACAGAGUGCAGAGUUUCAAUAUGAAAACAAGAAAAUCAUCUGGAGGAUAAAAUGCCUGAAAGCCAAGUCAGAAGCAGUAGCGAAAUUCCGACUUGCCAAUGCCAACGAAGGCGGUUUCGGGAAGCUAGAACUCGGCCCCAUCUCCAUGAAAUUCGAACUUUCAAACCAGUCAACGUCCGGGCUCAAGAUCCGCUUUCUCAAGGCUGACCAACACUCGGGCGGCAACAUUCAACGCUGGAUACGGUAUGUCACGAUGUCGGACUGCUGGGUCCAGCGAUUGACGUGAUGACAAUAAAUUUGUAAUAAACUCAA